UUAUUUUGCAUACAUCUGUUCAUAAGUUUAUACUGGCUUUCUUUGUUUAUCUUCUCUUCCUGGUGUGAUUUUAAUUUACAUUUUUGUCUAGUUUUGUUUAGUUUUUCAUUUCCUUACCGCUGAAAAGCACUGUUAAGCCGGAUGGGCGUGUGUAACGGACUCGUGACUAAUAUUUCACGUCUGGAAAAGCUCUGAAACCUUGGACGGGAAAAGGCCAGUAAUCUUCCUGUUGUGCGUUUUUUCACCCACCCGCAUUCAUAAGAACCCGCCUCUUACGCGAGGAUUGGUCGGUAGUCCCUUCCCACGGCACUCCGCAGCCAAUCCAAGAGCAGGAGUACUUAUGGCUUCACCGGGGUGGGAGCGUUUCAUGCCGCUGGUGGAAAAUCACACCAUGCGCUCGGACAACAGCUGCUUCAGUGCCACCCAGAACACGGUGCUGAUGGGCGUGAGCUUUGGCGGAGUGCCUAUUGUUUUGCUGCUGGACUUCCUCGUCUUCCUCGUGCUGCUGCUGGUCUUCUCUUGUAUCAGGAAGAAACUCUGGGACUAUGGGAGAAUUGCACUAGUAGCGGAGGCUGAAGGGUUUAAUGAGAUUUCUAAACGUCGUUAUGGAAGGAUGACAUCAUUCAUGUCCAAUGAGGAGAGUGACCAUGAGAGGGGAUUAUGCUCUUGGAUGACCUUCAUCAUCACAAUGGAUGAAACAGUGGUGAAAGAGAGGUGCGGGGUGGAUGCUGUGCACUAUCUGUCAUUUCAGCGUCAUCUUAUUUUUCUCCUGCUCAUCGUCUGUGUGCUGUCUGUUUCUGUCAUCCUCCCAGUCAAUCUGUCUGGAAACCUGCUAGGGCAAGAUCCGUAUAAUUUUGGCAGAACAACCAUUGUAAAUCUUGAGAAUGGGGAUAAACUGCUAUGGUUGCACACAGUGUUUGCAGUUCUAUACCUCAUCCUCACGGUGGUACUGCUGAGACAUCACACCUCCCUGAUGAAAGGCACCAGAAGAGAGACAGCUAGAACAACGCUGUUUGUAUGCUCCAUCCCUCCCACCACCACUGAAGACAGUUUAAGGGUUCAUUUUACAGAGGCAUACCCAACCUGCGAGGUGAAGGAUGUUCGUUUAUGCUACGAUGUGGCUAAGCUGAUACACCUCACAACUGAAAAGAAGAGAGCGGAGAAAAACUUGCUGUAUUACCGCAAGGUCCUUGACUCCCAAGGGCAGCAGGAACUCAUCAACCCCCGGCCUUGUGGGCAUCUCUGCAGCUGCUGCACAUGCCUAGGGUGUAAUGGGAUUGAUGCUAUAGAAUACUACAGUUCUCAGUUGGCUCAAAUUGAAGAAGAACUGAGAAGGCAAAAAGACAGUAACAUGCAGCGUCCACUGGGAAUGGCUUUUGUCACGCUCCAGACUGAAUCCAUGGCAGCUUACAUUCUAAAAGAUUUCAAUGCUCUUGAAUGUGGAACUGGGUCUCAGGAAAUGGCAAGAGUGAGAAAAAUAACAUGUGGCUGUCAUAGGGAGCCUCAGCCUUCAUCCACUAGUGAACAGCUGAAAGUAAAAAAGUGGAGAGUGAGCUAUGCAACCCAUCCAAAUAACAUCUAUUGGGAGAACCUGUCGAUGCAGAGCUGGUAUUGGUGGUCUCGAUAUCUAAUGCUGAACAUCUUACUCUUCAUUCUGCUCUUCUUCCUCACCACUCCAUCGAUUAUCAUCUCUACUAUUGACAAGUUCAAUGUCACAAAACCCAUCCACUACCUAAAUAGUGCUAUCAUCAGUCAGUUCUUCCCAACUCUGCUCCUGUGGUCCUUCUCUGCACUAUUGCCCACUAUAGUCUACUAUUCUACACUGCUGGAGGCCCACUGGACAAGGUCGAGUGAGAAUAUGAGUAUGAUGUACAAGCUUUACAUCUUCCUGCUCUUUAUGGUACUCAUCCUGCCAUCGAUGGGCCUCACCAGUUUAGAUGUGUUUUUCCGAUGGCUCUUUGAUUCUCAGUCAGAGCGGAAGCUGAGAUUUGAGUGUGUGUUUUUGCCAGAUCAGGGCGCGUUCUUUGUGAAUUACGUGAUCACUGCUGCGUUGGUAGGUUCCGGGAUGGAGCUGCUCAGACUGCCGAGUUUACUGCUCUACACUGUGCGCAUGGCUCUUGCACGUUCUGCUGCAGAGAGGAAAUAUGUUAAACAGAAUCAGGCAUACCAGUUUGAAUAUGGGGCAAUGUAUGGAUGGACUCUGUGUGUCUUCACAGUCAUCAUGGCCUACAGCAUCACCUGUCCCGUUAUAGCACCAUUCGGUUUUCUGUAUAUAACCUUGAAGUACCUGGUGGACAAACACAAUCUGUACUUUGCGUACCUGCCUGCUCGCCUCGACCGACAGGUACACCUGGGAGCUGUCAAUCAAGCCCUUGCCGCUCCAAUCAUCUGUCUGUUCUGGCUCUUCUUCUUCUCUGUGUUGAGGACAGGAUUCAUGGCUGCCACUUCUCUCUUCACGUUGGUGGUUCUGUGUGUGACCAUUUUCAUUGGCAUUAGUCACACAUGCUUUGGCCACUUCAAGUACCUCAGUCCUCAUAACUAUGUUGUUAAGGACAAAGAUGAAGACUCUGAUGCAACUUCAGAAAGUUCCACUGGCUCUGUGUACCUUCCCAAGGUUAUGUACCCUGAAGAUGCCUCCGAAUCUCCUGCGGUGGUCAGCCAGCCCCAUUCAUACGGAACUACGGACACAAGCCCAGCUGUUCUCAGCACGCAAGAACUGCAGUGAGAUUAGGACACUUGACAUGGCCGUCAAGCAACUAAAAAGCAGUCUAACGUUCACGCCUUCAUGCACUUAAUCUACAAUGCAAGCCGGACGGUGUAAGAAGCUGAGAUGACGGGGGUGUGACGCUUGACAGAGUAUACAAAGCGGACCUGAAAUCUGAAAUUAGUCAUGGUGUUAAUAUUUUAAUGAUGUCACAAAAAUGUUGUUUCCAGAUGUGGGGUGUCAUAUUUAUGAGUUUUAAAACAAGGAACAUGAGUCAAUUUUUGAUACAUUACUGAAGGAUGAGAGCAGACCUGUCAACAAAUAGUUUGUACUGCCAGUCCAGAGUUGUGUCAUAACGAUUUACUAUCACAGCGUGUGACACAAUUAUUUAAUGCCAUCCGCUCCUAUAAAGUUGUAAGUAAAUAUUAUGAUGUCUUGAAAGCCAUGACAUCAGUUUGUUUGGUUUUCAUACCGUUACACCCCAGACUGUGACCACAUAACAACAAAAUGGACACUUUGUAGGGCUAGAAUAAAUUCAGGGAUGGUGGGAUGGGAUUGUUUGAUUAUAACUAUAUACUCUGGGGUUUUCUUCUUCAUCAAGAAUGGUUUACUCAGUGCUCCAAUGAAGGGCGUAAUCCAAAUGUUGCUCAAGCCUUUUGGAGCUUUUACCAAGGAGAAGAAGCCAAAUAAAUCAUGUCUGUUUGUCUUUGGGUUAAAAGUUACUUUGACCAAAUGAGUUCAUAGGCUGAACAGCUGUGUUAGAAACGACUGAUUACAUUUUCUAUCAGUGUAAUGAAUGACGAUUGAAUUUUUUUGUGUUAUGUUCAUAAAUAAAUGAAAAUCAAAGGUAUUAUUAGAAAAUGUAAAAUUAUAGUCGGACAUGUUCUGAUUUGAUAUCCUGCUUUUGAAACGGUUUGAUAUUCUACGUUGAUGCUUCUAAUAUAUAUAU
This is a messenger RNA of Ictalurus punctatus (channel catfish), 3653 nucleotides long. RefSeq names its product transmembrane protein 63A (gene tmem63a). The record is from RefSeq and is a predicted model, not a curated record. Gene Ontology annotation, cellular component: plasma membrane. Bases 341 to 2725 code for a protein of 794 amino acids. The transcript is spliced from 23 exons. Lineage: Eukaryota; Metazoa; Chordata; Actinopteri; Siluriformes; Ictaluridae. Gene Ontology annotation, molecular function: nucleic acid binding; calcium-activated cation channel activity.